UUCAGACAAAAGAUUCCUAUUUAACUCCGAUUAAAUAUCACAACUGAGACUGAGAAUGCAAGGAAGCGAACUGAAAUACUUUUCUGGCGAGAAUAAAGAGAUGGGAUUGGAGAAAGAGCAAGAAUUGGAAUGGAUUGAAGCUCAAAAGAUAGAGAUAAGUUUGGAUAUUGUGGCUGCCGCCAAGAAGCACCUUGAAUUUCUUGCUGCUGUCGAUAGGAAUCGUUGGCUCUACGAUGGUCCUACUCUCCAAAGAGCCAUUUACAGGUACAAUGCUUACUGGCUUCCCUUGCUUGCCAAAUGUUGCGAUGAAAUGAUUUUGGAAGGGCCUCUGGUUGUUCCUCUCGAUUGUGAAUGGAUUUGGCAUUGCCAUAGGCUAAAUCCCGUUCGUUACAAGUCUGACUGUGAGGAACUUUAUGGAAUGAUCCUUGACAACUCUAGUGUUGUAUCUUCUCUUCAAGGCACGUGUAAAAGGAAAACGGAAGUAAUUUGGAACAGAUUUUAUCCGGAUGAACCUUAUGACUUCGAUUUCACUAGAGCAUCAUCUGAAAAUACCUCUGAAACGCUUUCUGGACUCGAAAAACACACCGAAUAUGAUCUAAUUUCUGCUGUAAAAAGGCAGAGUCCUUUCUUUUAUCAGGUAUCCAGAGAGCAUAUGAAUAAUGAUGUAUUUAUUCAAGAAGCUGUAGCUAGAUAUAAGGGUUUCCUUCAUUUGAUCAAGAGGAAUCGAGAAAAGUCCAUUAAACGCUUUUGCGUUCCAACUUAUGACAUCGACCUUAUCUGGCACACCCACCAGUUGCAUCCUGUCUUUUACUGCAUAGAUUUGAACAGAACACUUGGCAAGAUAUUGGAGCAUGAUGAUACUGAUUCGGAUCGAACUAAAGGGAAGAAGCUUGAUGUUGGGUUUUCAGGGACUACUAAACAGUGGGAGGAUACAUUUGGCACAAGAUACUGGAAGGCAGGGGCCAUGUAUAGAGGGAAUUCUCCAUCUCCUAUCACAACCAUUCCUUGCGUGCCUGACAUUUUACCUAAGGAAGUAGAUGCUGCAAACGAGUUUCUGAAAAUUAUUAAGCUUCCUGAGAUGAGGGUUGUAGAGGUCUUUUUGGAGAUUGUUGAAGUUAAGAACUUAACGGAUGAAAAGAAGGGAAACCUCUUUGUCCUGUUUAGUAAAACUCAACCAGAUGUGUUCUGUAAUAAUAAGCAGAAACUGACUAUCUUAUCUGAGUCUGGGAAGAAACAGGUUGCUUCAUUUCAGUGUGAACCUACUGGUGAACUGCUCUUUGAACUCGUAUCACAUUCAGUUUCCACCUUACCAGGAAAAAAGACAUGCAAAACUCUAGGUACUGCUUCACUCUCCAUACAAGAGUUUCUAGUUCCGGUUUCCAAACUUGCCAUGGAGAAGUGUUUGGAUUUGGUGCCUGCUUCUGGAAAUGGUUCUUCAAAACCAUUUGGCCUACGUGUUUCUGUUUCAUUCACAGUUCCUACAGUAGCACCACAUGUGCUUCACAUGGUUCGCCCCCUUGCUUUUUCAAAAGGUUCUUGUUUUCAACUCCCUCUUGCUGAAACGGUCCCAGCUGAUAAGAGCUACACCCGUGUCAUUGAUGAAACUCAAGCUGAGGUCAUUAGGCUCCAAAUGAGGGAAUCUGGAAUGGCAAAGAUGAAAGAGAGCAGCCUCUCAAGGAAGCAAGUAAUUGGUAUCUCAAAGCAUGGAGAAACUCUUACUGUAGCUGAGUUUCUUGGGACUCAUUGGUCCUUGAUGAAUUCUCAAUGGGUUCUUCAGCAUUCAGAUGAAGCCGAUGAAAAUGGUCAUCUCUUUGAUCUCAAAGGCAAUAGGAUGGUAAAGGUUUUUCUUGGCAGAAAACUGGAUUAUGAACCCAAACACUGUGAGAAGAAAAAGAAGGAAGGUGACUUUAUGACUGCAGUUGAAUUUUCUGCUGAACAUCCAUAUGGAAAAGCUGUUGCUUUGCUUAACUUGAAAUCAAGAUGUCUGAAGGCAAAGGAGGAAUGGUUUGUUUUGCCUGGGUUGGUAUCAGUGUUUAUAUUUCAUCACAUUUUAAAGAAGAAAGGACGCAAAGGCUUGACCAUUGAUGGCAAAAGUAAGAAAAAGAUAGAUGGUGCUAUACCAAAGGUAUAUGUUGAGAAUGAACAGCCUGCCAACUUUACAGCCUCCAUAGAACCUGAAGUCCUUUCAGAUGAUGAUAUGACCUUAGAAAAUGCAGUGAUACCCCAAAAAGAUGGUUCAUGCAAUGGGGACUAUGGAGGCCAGAAAGGAAGCAUUGUAAAAAGUGGUGGCUGUGGUGGUUGUGGUGCCGGAUGUGGAAACAUGGUGAAGAGUAGCGGCAGUGGCGGUUGUGGUGGUGGCUGUGGUGGAGGUUGUGGAAGCAUGGUGAAUAGCGGCGGCUGUGGCGGUUGUGGUGGUGGCUGUGGUGGAGGUUGUGGAAGCAUGGUGAAUAGCAGCGGUUGUGGCGGUUGUGGUGGUGGCUGUGGUGGCUGUGGUGGAGGUUGUGGAAGCAUGGUGAAUAGCAGCAGUUGUGGUGGUUGUGCUGGUGGCUGUGGUGGCUGUGGUGGAGGUUGUGGAAGCAUGGUGAAUAGCAGCGGCUGUGGUGCUGGCUAUGGGCUAACUGUGGUGGGUGCAACGGAGGUUGUGAAAGCAUAGCGAACGGCAGCAGCUGUGGAAUAUAUCUGGUUCUGUUUCUUCAGGUUCUGGCUUGUGUGUAUAGUUGUUUCCUUGGAAAAUAAAUGGAAAAUGUAUUACAACAGUAAUACAAGUAACCAAAA
Molecule: messenger RNA, 2775 nt
Organism: Hibiscus syriacus
Lineage: Eukaryota; Viridiplantae; Streptophyta; Magnoliopsida; Malvales; Malvaceae
Product: glycine-rich domain-containing protein 2-like
Exons: 11
Coding region: 56-2653 (865 amino acids)
Source: RefSeq, a predicted model, not a curated record